AUGGGAGCGUGCACAGAGCCAGGGCCGUUGGAGCGCGACAGUAGAUGUUCGUCCACGCUAAGCCCGCCAUUUCUUAGGUCGCAGCCGCACUCGCUCCACUCCUCCAGACACAGCAGCGCCCACCCGCUCACCGCGUCGUCGCACUUCGCGUCGCCGUAUGCGUCCGUGCUCUGCGCCAUCUCUCUCAGCCCCACCGCCUCCUGGCCGCGCCUCACCAUGCGGAACUUUGGACUGCCGCGCCUGUGGCUGCUGCUAACCGUCUUCACCGUCGCGUCGCUCGGGCUCGUCGCCGUCCGGUUGCACCCUGCGAAGCCGAGAGUAGCGGCGGUUCCAGCGAGGGCCGCGAGAGUGAUCCUUGUCGAUUGUGACGCGCUUUUCGGUUCGCGCGGCUCUCGUGCUGCUUCCCCUGCGCCUCUCCUCUUUUCCCAAUCUGCUCCAUUGUCCCGCCCCUCUCCCCAUCCCCGCGCGUCCGUCGUCGUCAGAACGCUCAAGGAGGUGCUUGACGGAGCAUUAACGGCCGCCGGUGGCGAUCCGUCAGCAGCGGCGGCGCUAGCGGCGGCGUUGGAAGAGGAGUACGGCGGGCCCAGCGGGCUGCUGGACCUGGAUCGCCCGUUCCCCGAGGCGCCGCAGCAGAUGGCGGCGGCAGAGGAUGGCGGCGACGGCAAGUUGGCCGCCGACAACAUGGUGGAGGCGUCGGCGGCGUCGUCGCUGUCGCGCACGGUGAUCGUGACGGCGCUGUCGGAGGCGUGGGCGCCCAUGAUGCGCUUCUUCCUCGACCGCCUCCGCCUCGUCGAACAGCAGGCGCGCGCGGAGGGGGAGGCGGAAGCGGAGGGGGGGCUGAACCAGCUGGUGGAUCGGCUGGUGGUGGUGGCGUACGACGACGCGAGCUUCGACGAGUGCUGCUCGCUGGGGCUGCACUGCUACUUCGACUGGCAGGACGACGCGGAGGAGAAGGAGGACUUCAGCGGCGACCAGAAGCACUUCAUGACGCCCGCGUACAUCCACCUCGUGUGGCGCAAGGUGCACGUGGUGCGCAGCAUGCUGGCGCUGGGGUACGACGUGGUGUUCACGGACAACGACAUCCUCUGGCUGCGCAACCCGCUGCCGCAGCUGCUGCUCGCCGCGCCCGAGGACAUGCACAUGAGCGUCGACUGGUGGAACGCCGACUCGCGCAAGGUGAUGGGCAACGGCGGCUUCUACGCGGCGCGCAGCAACACGCGCAUGCUCAAGUUCUUCGACGACUGGAUCGCCUGGCACAAGCGGCUACCGAAGCACCGCAUUCAGCAGAUCUUUGACUGGAUCCGCCCCGAGGCCAACCCCUUCACGCGCACCGCCACGCCGCUCACGGUGCGCUACCUGCCGACGGCGCACUUCGGCGGGUUCUGCGAGAUGGGCGCGCGGAUGGCGGAGCUGGUGACGGUGCACGCCACGUGCUGCUUCGGACUCGACUCCAAGCUGCGCGUGCUGCGCAAGGUCGCCGCGGACUGGGACUGGAUGCGCGCGCUGCCCCACGACGUGAGCGAGGGCCUGGAGGAGCACAGGCAGCCUCCUCUCGAGACUGCCGGCAGCCCCCCCUGCCGCCCCAUGCCCUCUGCAGCAUCUUUCCGCUGCCGUCCCUGCAUGCACGGGGGGUUGGGAGCCGCUCUGCGGGGCAGCAGCGCAUCUGCAGGUGAAGGUGGUGUGGCAGGCAGCAGAGCAGCAGGCACGGGGUGGGCCAUGGGGCAUGGCUUAGGGCUGAGGGCGUGUGCAGUGCGGCGUGAUGGUUGA
This is a messenger RNA of Closterium sp. Naga37s-1, 1767 nucleotides long. Lineage: Eukaryota; Viridiplantae; Streptophyta; Zygnematophyceae; Desmidiales; Closteriaceae. The record is from the annotation of a GenBank genome assembly.